AUGUCACAAUUUUCUUCAACCCAUCUAAGGCAUGCCUUGAAAUCUUUGAACAAGGAUCAUUCGACAAACGUCACAGCAGUAAUUAUUGAUGACAGCAUUUUCAAGUUGGAGGCUACUUUAAUCGGACAGGUGAACACCCCAUAUGAAGGGGGAGUGUUUAAAAUGAGUAUUCACUUUCCGUGUGAUUACCCAAAUAUUCCCCCAAAGGUUUGUUUCAAAACAAAAAUUUUCCACCCAAACAUAUCAGAAAGAGGUGCUAUAUACCUAAGAGUGUUGAAGUCCACAUAUUGGCAUUCCAUGCCGAUUAUUUGGCUUUUCAAGGCAAUAGUGGAGAAAUUGAUUGAACCAGAGCUUGAUGAUGAGGACCAGGUCGAUAAAAAUCUUGCCAACCUCUACAAAACCGAUAGGGCAGGGUUUGAAGAGAUGGCAAGAGAGAUGACAAACCAAUACGCUAGGAGAGCAAACUAA
Molecule: messenger RNA, 468 nt
Organism: Camelina sativa (false flax)
Lineage: Eukaryota; Viridiplantae; Streptophyta; Magnoliopsida; Brassicales; Brassicaceae
Product: ubiquitin-conjugating enzyme E2-17 kDa-like
Source: RefSeq, a predicted model, not a curated record